AUGGCUUCGUUUCUUCUUCUUCUUCUUCUUCUUCUUCUUCUUCUUCUUCUUCUUCUUCUCGCGUCCACGGCGCUGGCUGUCGACAUCAUCCGGUACGGCCGCUCGGGCUGCGGCGCCCCUGAAGCAAGGUUUGACAAUGCCACACCUGGAACCUGCUUCCGGCAACCGUUCAAUUUUGUAAUGUUCCCCAAUAGGGCGGAGGCCGUCCGAGUCUCGCUUGAUCAGCAAAGUAUUGUAAGGUGCUCGACGACUUUAACCCACAAAGAACGAGUUUCUGACGUGAAAUUUCAGAAUUCAGUGGCCAUUCCCUACCAGCGAAGCGACGGAAAGUUUUGCGGCACGCCUAUAGAAGACGCAGCCAGAUUUGGAGAGCUCAACUUCGGUUGCUACUCAGACAAUCUCCUUGGCUCCGCCUUAUAUAUUCGAUGCAUUCCCAUGUCCGAUCGAGCGCUUGAUAACUCCACAGGAAGUAAAGUUGCAAGACAGGAGACUCCUGUGAUCCCGCCGACGCUUGAGGGUCGUUGCCCUGGGAAUCGAUUGGAAAAUUUCGACGCUGCUACGUCUACCUCACAGGCGGAAGAUAUUGCGUUCCGAUUUACGGACGAGUUUCACUACGAAUGGCAAGAGUCUCUGCAUCUUCAACUCCUCUUUCAUGAAUUUCAUAUUCUCCUCUUAUUCAUGACACGUUUACACUUUGGGACUCUCGUUUCCCAGCGCGCAUCAUGUCCAUACCCUCUCAGAGCAAUGUUCGAGUUCACGCUGAGGCACGAAGUGAUUAUUGAUAGGAGAAAGACUUGA
This is a messenger RNA of Zasmidium cellare ATCC 36951, 798 nucleotides long. RefSeq lists its product as uncharacterized. The coding region runs from base 1 to 798 and encodes 265 amino acids. The transcript has a single exon. Lineage: Eukaryota; Fungi; Ascomycota; Dothideomycetes; Mycosphaerellales; Mycosphaerellaceae. The record is from RefSeq and is a predicted model, not a curated record.